CCCCCUGGCUGCUCCAGUCUGGCAGCCAGGCGGCCGCUGCCUCCGGCUGGAGCGGCUGCAGUUGGGAAGCGUCCCCCAGCCCCCGCGCAGUCGCCGGGAUGGGGACGCCACUGGCGGCUCCCGGCCUCCUGUUCCUCCUGGCCGGCACCGCCGGGUUCUGCCGGGCUUUCUUCUCCAUACCACUCCGUGUGUCCCACCCGGCCGCCCCCGGCGGGUCGCCGCCCUCCCCGGUGGUGCUGCGGCCGGGGAGCGGCAGCCGGCAGCAGGAUCCCGUCGGCGGCGCCAAUGGCUUGGCCCUGGCCUCGGAUCCCGGCGGCACCCUCAACUUUUUAGGGAUGGUGGACAAUCUGCAGGGGGACUCCGGCCGUGGCUACUACCUGGAGAUGCUGAUCGGGACGCCGCCGCAGGCGUUAAAUAUUCUGGUUGACACUGGGAGCAGUAAUUUUGCUGUAGCAGGUGUGCCUGAUCCUGAUGUCACCUCCUACUUCAAUGCCGCGCUGUCAAGUACAUACAAAUCUCAAGGGAUUGCUGUCACAGUUAAGUACAGUCAAGGGAGCUGGACUGGAGUGCUGGGUACUGAUGUCAUUACUAUCCCAAAAGGAGUAGAUGGCAGCUACACCAUCAACAUUGCUACCAUUCUUGAAUCGGAUAAUUUCUUCUUACCAGGGGUUAAAUGGCAUGGAAUACUUGGUCUUGCCUACAGUGCCUUAGCCAAGCCAUCAAGUUCUGUGGAGACGUUCUUUGAUUCUCUUGUGAGACAAGCAAAGAUCCCCAACGUUUUCUCCUUGCAAAUGUGUGGUGCUGGACUGCCUGUUUCUGGAAGUGGUACCAACGGAGGUAGUCUUGUUCUGGGUGGAAUUGAGCCAAGUCUGUACACGGGUGAUAUUUGGUACACACCACUCAAAGAGGAGUGGUACUACCAGGUUGAAAUUCUCAAACUGGAGGUUGGUGGACAGAACCUUGAAUUGGACUGCAGAGAGUAUAAUGCUGAUAAAGCAAUAGUAGACAGUGGGACUACUCUUCUCCGUCUGCCCCAGAAAGUCUUCACUGCUGUUGUGCAAGCGAUAGCUCGCACAUCCCUGAUACAAGAAUUCUCUUCUGGUUUCUGGACUGGUUCACAGCUUGCAUGCUGGGAUAAAACUGAAAAACCCUGGUCCCUAUUUCCCAAACUCUCCAUUUACCUGAGGGAUGAAAACUCCAGCAGGUCGUUUCGGAUCUCUAUCCUACCGCAGCUUUAUAUUCAACCCAUCCUUGGAAUAGGAGAGAAUUUACAGUGCUACCGAUUUGGCAUCUCUUCCUCCACAAAUGCUCUGGUUAUUGGUGCUACAGUCAUGGAAGGCUUCUAUGUAAUAUUUGACAGAGCCCAGAAGAGAGUGGGUUUUGCAGUGAGUCCAUGUGCAGAAGUUAAUGGCUCUCCAGUAUCCGAGAUCGAGGGCCCUUUCUCAACAGCAGAUGUUGCAAGCAACUGUGUUUCCAGCCUUACAUUCCAUGAACCAGUCUUGUGGAUUGCUUCCUAUGCUCUCAUGAGCCUGUGUGGACUUAUCCUCCUAGUACUGAUCAUCCUCCUCCUUAUUCCACCACGGUGUCAGCACAGCUACACCGACAAUGACGUAGUCAAUGACGAAUCCUCCUUAGUGCGGCAUCGAUGGAAAUGAGAAACUUGAUUGGGAAACCCGGGACUUAAGCAGAAUGAAGAACAAAGUACUUUGCCAAGGGGAAGAAGCCAAUGCCUCGGUCCUUUCUACAUUCACUACAAAUUGCUGUUGAAAUCCUGCCAGAUAACCCGCAUCUUAACUUUUUUAAGCUUUAUUUUCUAACGCUGAUUCUCAACCAAAGCACUGUUAACCACCCUUUACGUGCUACGGUGCUGGAUUUGCUACUGCAGUGAAGUGAGCCUUUAUGCUCUCAGCAGUACCUUCUUUAAAAAAAAAAAAAAAAAAAAAAAAAGAAAGAAAAAAAAGGAAAAGAAAAACAAAGGAAAAAAAAACCACCACACCAUGAUGUUCUUCCACUGUCUGAACAAAACUGUCCAUCCCUCUCAUACAAAAAAGGAGCUGUCAGUAUUUUCUAACUAAUCAAGCCCUAACUG
Calypte anna (Anna's hummingbird) is the source of this 2089-nucleotide messenger RNA. RefSeq names its product beta-secretase 2 (gene BACE2). Gene Ontology annotation, biological process: membrane protein ectodomain proteolysis; amyloid-beta metabolic process. Gene Ontology annotation, molecular function: aspartic-type endopeptidase activity. The record is from RefSeq and is a predicted model, not a curated record. The transcript has 9 exons. Gene Ontology annotation, cellular component: trans-Golgi network; membrane; endosome. NCBI's taxonomy places the organism in Eukaryota, Metazoa, Chordata, Aves, Apodiformes, Trochilidae. The coding region runs from base 99 to 1655 and encodes 518 amino acids.